This is a messenger RNA of Ornithorhynchus anatinus (platypus), 1230 nucleotides long. It is a transcript of the gene C4BPB, whose product is annotated as complement component 4 binding protein beta. The coding region runs from base 351 to 1151 and encodes 266 amino acids. Lineage: Eukaryota; Metazoa; Chordata; Mammalia; Monotremata; Ornithorhynchidae. The record is from RefSeq and is a predicted model, not a curated record. The transcript is spliced from 6 exons.
UUACUGGUCAGUGUCAAUUUCCCCGAACUCAAAUAUUUCCCCGAAAAGGAGAGUUUAAAGAUUUUAAUUUCCUUCCAAGCCUUGCACACCCUCUCCCUGUCCGGCAUCCUCCCCCGCAUCCCCCACCUGGGACUCCUCCCUUUCAUUGUUCUGAAUUCCCACCUCUUUGCUGCCCCGAUAGGCCAUUUUCUAGGGUGUUCUGCACCAGAGCUCCUUCCCUUCCCUCCCGCCAGUCUCCCGGGAUCCCCACGGCCCUGCUCUCUGGAGCGGGCUGCAGGACUGAUUCUGGUUAGUGGUAUGCGUGUGAUUUCCUAAGAAGUAGGCAGGGCCUGCCAGAGGUCUCAAGAGAGAUGAAUUUCUGGCUUGUCAGCUACAUUGGAGCCAUCUGGUUGCUGAUUCCUUCAGUAGGGGGGAUCUGUCCAGAGCCCCUUGCAGCGAAUCAUAGCAUCCUCAUAGUGCUGGAGAAGGAAGAUGAGACAUGGGUGACCUACAGCUGUACUAAAGGCUACCACCUCGUGGGGAAGAAAACACUCUUCUGCAACGCUUCUCACAAGUGGGACAGACCAGCCCCCUCCUGCCUCCCGGGUCACUGUCCCAACCCGUUGGUGGCGAAUGGCCAGAGGAGUCCACCAGAGCAAGGGCCCGUGGCUGAGCAGGAGACAGUCAGUUUUACCUGUGACGAUGGCUAUGUCCUGAAGGGCAGUGGCUCGAGCCAGUGCCUGGAGAACCACACGUGGUCCCCGCCUCUCCCCACCUGCAGAACCACCAAUUGUCCCAGUCCCAAGAAGCCAGCGCAUGGCCAAUUCACAGCCAACGACUUGACUUCAGGUUCUACUGUCACUUACCACUGUGAGGAGGGGUUUCAGCUGGUGGGCAGACUCUCUCGGAAGUGUGUCGAUGGAGAGUGGAGCGGCGAGGAACCCAUUUGUGAAGAGGCGUGCGUAGCUCAUACUCAGGCUCUACUUCAGGUUGAGAAGAUACUCAUUGGUCUUCGGUGUGUGUGUUUGUGGCUAAAGAGGAACAUCUGUGAGGUAGUAAAAGAAGGGAUACAGUUGCAGAAGUGCCAGCCAAGGUGGGAGGAACUAAAAUCUUCCCUGGAGAUAAAGAAACUUCAUCUGGAAAAUGAGAAGCUGCAACUGGAAAGGAGCUGAACGAGUACUUGGAGUGGAGAAACCGUCCCUUGAACAAAAUUCAUCCUCUGAAUAAAUUUAAAUUUUGGAUCGGAAAGAC